CAGUAUUUAAACCUCAAAUCCAAGGUCUCUCCUCCUCGCUCUCCGGCCCGCAGCUGUUUCUUUCUCAACACCUUCAAUACUUUGCGACACUCGACGUUGCUGCAAAAAUGGCCACAGCUGGUAAGGUCAUCAAGUGCAAGGCAGCAGUGGCCUGGGAGCCCAACAAGCCUUUGGUGAUUGAGGAGAUUGAGGUAGCCCCGCCCCAGGCCAAUGAGAUCCGCAUCAAGGUUGUUGCAACUGGGGUGUGCCACACAGACCUGUACCAUCUGUUUGAGGGUAUGCAUAAAGACGGCUUCCCAGCAGUCCUUGGCCACGAGGGAGCCGGCAUUGUAGAGAGCGUUGGGCCUGGAGUCACUGAAUUUCGACCAGGAGACAAGGUGAUUCCUCUGUUCAUAUCCCAGUGUGGAGAAUGCCGCUUCUGUAAGAGUCCCAAAACCAACCAGUGUGAGAAAGGAUGGGCUUCUGAUCGCGUUGAUGUGAUGGCAGCCGUAGACUCCAGGUUUACUUGUAAGGGGAAGAAGGUGCUGCAGUUUAUGGGAACCAGUACCUUCUCUGAGUACACUGUGAUAGACCAGAUUUCUGUGGCUAAGAUCGACCCCGCUGCUCCUCUGGACAAAGUCUGUCUGCUCGGCUGUGGGAUCUGCACAGGAUAUGGAGCAGCAGUUAACACAGCUAAGGUGGAACCGGGCUCAACAUGUGCUGUGUUCGGCCUGGGAGCUGUGGGUUUGGCUGCAGUCAUGGGCUGCAAGGCUGCAGGAGCCAAGAGGAUCAUCGCUGUUGACAUCAAUCCAGAGAAGUAUGAGAAGGCCAAGGUGCUCGGCGCAACCGACUUUGUGAACCCCAAGGAUCACAGUAAACCCAUCAGUGCUGUGUUGUGUGAGAUGACUAAUGGAGGAGUGGACUACUCCCUGGAAUGUGUUGGGAAUGUGGGAGUAAUGCGCAGUGCCUUGGAGUCUUGUGUGAAAGGUUGGGGUGUCAGCGUGCUGGUUGGCUGGACAGACAUGUAUGACGUAGCUACCCGACCCAUUCAGCUCAUUGCUGGCCGUACAUGGAAGGGCUCCCUGUUUGGAGGAUUUAAGAGUAAGGAUGGUGUGCCUCAGAUGGUUAAAGCCUAUCUGGACAAGAAGGUGAAGCUGGAUGAGUUCAUCACUCACAACAUGGCUUUGGCCCAGGUCAAUGAUGCCAUUGAACUGAUGAAGCACGGCAAAUGCAUCCGGACAGUCCUGAGUGUUUCUCCACAAUAAGACCACUGUGUUGCCUUCAGGGACAUAAAAGUCAUUUAAUGACCUGCAGCUACGUUGGACUGAAUCUCAAUACAAAAUACAAUGCACAUAAUAAAGAGAAAUUGUGUACUGUAUGACCUUGAACACUCAACACUGUUCAGUGGAUCAAGAGCAGAUUGUGGAAUCAUGUGUUGACAUUUAACAGAUGGGAUCUGUGGCUUCCCUGUUUGUGUUCUUGUCAGUCAAGUAGUUUUAGCUCAGAUUACACAGACCAUCAUGGUGAUAUCAAUGUUUGCUUAACUUGGCAGGCAGUGUUGAAAUUAUUAUUAAAGUCCAACUGUCAUCAAA
Molecule: messenger RNA, 1571 nt
Organism: Epinephelus lanceolatus (giant grouper)
Lineage: Eukaryota; Metazoa; Chordata; Actinopteri; Perciformes; Serranidae
Product: alcohol dehydrogenase 1
Biological process (GO): formaldehyde catabolic process
Cellular component (GO): cytosol
Molecular function (GO): zinc ion binding; alcohol dehydrogenase (NAD+) activity; S-(hydroxymethyl)glutathione dehydrogenase [NAD(P)+] activity
Source: RefSeq, a predicted model, not a curated record